Molecule: messenger RNA, 816 nt
Organism: Coprinopsis cinerea okayama7#130
Lineage: Eukaryota; Fungi; Basidiomycota; Agaricomycetes; Agaricales; Psathyrellaceae
Exons: 7
Coding region: 1-816 (271 amino acids)
Biological process (GO): regulation of transcription by RNA polymerase II
Molecular function (GO): DNA-binding transcription factor activity, RNA polymerase II-specific; zinc ion binding
Source: RefSeq, a predicted model, not a curated record
AUGUCCUUUGCCAGAGAUUAUAUUCUGCCACCUCCACCCUCCAUGAUCCAUGACGACGCGUCGUCGACGAGUAGCCGAGGCUCCUCGACACGUUACGAUAAUAAUCCGAGACGAAUGGGUGAGGUCGAGAGGAAGCGCCCCAAAUACACUCGAAGCAAGACAGGAUGUCUGACAUGCAGGGUGAAAAAAGUGAAGUGCGAUGAGGUGCAUCCUGUCUGUACGCGUUGCGACAAUGGAAACCGAGACUGCACAUGGCCUGAGAAUGUUCCUACCCGCAAAAAGACGAUUGCCUCGAGAAAAGAUUCACUUGACCGCUGCUCCAAUCCCGACUCCUCAGGACUGUCAGACAUGUCCACGCCUCCCACACGACAUCAUUCGCCUGCCCCAACCAAAUUACAAACGUCCGACUCUGGUGCUUUCUCGCAACCCCACUAUACACGGCCACCGCACAGUGACUCGCAUGUUCAUCGACAAGACGUUAAACUCGAACCCAUCCCCUCUCGGGUGCCACCAUCAUUCAGUGAAGACCGGGUCCAUCUACUUGGGAGUUCCAGUUCGAGCUGCCAUCUUUCAUCUGUCGGACACCACGAGCCCCAGUACCAGUCCCGAUACAGCCUGACGCCAGUGCCCAAUUCUAUGCAGGACUCGAGGGUGCCCAAUCUGCCUUAUCGUUCGUCGUACUAUGGGCACGACGAGGAUGCCUGGCAUACACCCUCGCAUUAUCAGGGUGCAAGCCAGUACAGCCAUCACCUUGUACCAGACAGGUCCUUCAUGGGUCACUCCUCGAAUCAACUGCAGUCUCAUUACAGAUAUUGA